AUGGCGCUGUUAUCAUGGUGUCGCGUCGCGUGGCACGCCUGCGUUUUGAUCUGUCGAAUCCUUCUGCUUGUCCCAUCAGCUCUCUACUACACCGUUCCGAGCAAUCGCCCUCAUCGAUACUGGACUCUACACCAAGCAUUAGGCAGAAAGCUUAUGUUCAACUUGAUGCAAUUCUAUACAAGCAUUCGCCUUAUCACUACAAUGCCAACAGAACGCAAGGAUUUGGGAACGCGGUAUAUAUCCAUUGCGCCAGCAUCGGACCGAAAACUCUACCGUGGACCCUUGAAAGAUGAGGUCAUACAGCCGGGUACGGUUCGGGCCGUAUGGUACCCCGAAUCUCACGACCCAUCAUGUCUUUCCAACAUGGCAUCAGGAGAGUAUCUUCUUCAUUUCCACGGAGGAGGUUAUGUUCUUGGGAGCCCUCUGCCACUCGACAGUGGAUACUUUGCUGGCGUCUUUGCAAAGUACAUAACACCAAAGGUUCUUUUUGCUGGGUACAGGUUAACAUGCGUGCCAGAGGGGCGUUUCCCUGCAGCCCUACAAGAUGCUGUCACCGCCUAUCUUCAUAUCUUAUCUAUGGGAGUCCCUCCAGAGAACGUGAUUAUCAGUGGUGAUAGUGCAGGCGGACACCUUGUUAUCUCGUUGCUGAGAUACAUCAGCGAGCAUCUGGUAGAUACUCCAAGCCCCAAAGCUGCUUUGCUAUGGUCCCCGUGGAUCAAUAUUGCAGGAGCUACACCGGCGCAACACGUUUUGCGACGAAAGAAUUACGACACAGAUUACCUACCAGCCGACUUUGCUGAAUGGGCGACCGAAUCCUUUGCUCCUGAAGGCAUCAUCGACCGUCAUGGGCCAUAUGUCACAUUGAAGGGCAAACCGUUCAGAACCAAGACGAAGCUCUGGGCUCAUGUCGGAGAUGCAGAACUUCUCUACGACGAGGUUUUCGAGUGGGCUCAUGAUAUGAGAGAGGCUGGAAACGACGUGACUUUAAGGAUUGAACAUGGUGCACCGCAUGACAUUGUUGAGAGUGGUCACAUCAACGGGUUUCGAAAGGAAGGGGAAGAAGCGGCCAAAGCUGUAGCGGAUUGGCUUCAACAGUGA
Messenger RNA from Fusarium redolens, 1098 nucleotides. Its product is annotated as Alpha/Beta hydrolase protein. The transcript has a single exon. The record is from RefSeq and is a predicted model, not a curated record. The coding region runs from base 1 to 1098 and encodes 365 amino acids. NCBI's taxonomy places the organism in Eukaryota, Fungi, Ascomycota, Sordariomycetes, Hypocreales, Nectriaceae. Gene Ontology annotation, molecular function: hydrolase activity.